Candoia aspera is the source of this 4159-nucleotide messenger RNA. RefSeq names its product KIAA1755 ortholog. The transcript has 14 exons. Lineage: Eukaryota; Metazoa; Chordata; Lepidosauria; Squamata; Candoiidae. The coding region runs from base 294 to 4037 and encodes 1247 amino acids. The record is from RefSeq and is a predicted model, not a curated record.
AAGCCAGCCGUGGGACAGGGCCGUCCGUGGCUGCAGGGGGUAGGCCAGCCCGUCGCCUGGGGCGAAGCACACCUGGAUUCCAUUUGGUGCCCCCCCCACCCUGUGAAAAGCCUCCUGUCCAGAAUGGCUGGGAAGGGGCGUGAUGGGAGAGCCAGGAGCUGCCAGAGGAAGACGGCCAGCAAGUGAUCCCUGCGGAAGGCAGGAAGGAAAGCAGGAAGGAAGGAGGAGAGUUGGGGUGGGGGGUGCCUACCCCCGGCCCCUCUGCCCCCUCCAGCGUCACUUCCGAAGGAGCCAUGGACCCCCAGUCUCUGGACGCCGCAGUGCAGAACACGCUGUCGGGCCUCUUCCCUCCCUUCGAGGUGACUGCUCCCACGGUGCUGAGCCAGCUCUUCCGGGUCCUGGAGGCCAAAUACCACGGGGACGGCCUCUGCUGCCUGCUGGACUUCCUCAUCCCCCUGAAACGUCUCCUGGAGCACGUCCGGCAAGCAGCCUGUGCUCCCUAUUCCGGCUGCGUGUUCCUGCAUGAAGGCUGGCCCUUGUGUCUCCACGAGAAGGUGGCUGUCCAUCUCAGCCCCCUCAACCCCCUCCUGCUGCGCCCGGGGGACUUUUACCUCCAAGCCGAGCCUUGUGGGGAGCAGUCGGCCUGCCUGGUGGUGAAGUGUCUCUCCAGAGACCUGACCACUGUGGAGAAGAUCCCCGUCCCGGACGCCUCUUGCUCCUGGCUCUUUACCGAAGCAUGGCUGGAGGAAAUCAACCGAGAGCUGGAGAGGCCAACCCUGCGCACUUGCCUGGUGGCCACUGGCAACGGAGUUGUCCCCGUUCCCUGGAGUAAAAUAGCCACCCCAGAGUUCAUCCAGCUCCCCAAAGCAGAGCAUCCAAUGGAGAAAGGCUCAGUCCACCCCCGGGCUGGCUGCGUGUUGAAUUCCAAGCAUCCGAGCAGCCACUUUGCCGGAGAGGGGCACGGUGGCACAGACCAGGGCCCCAGGCCUUCCCAGGGGAAGUAUCCAGGACUCAUCAAAGUGGAACAAGGCCCUUGGAAGAAAUCUACCCUCUUUGUCGUGCCAAGCCUGUGCGAUAUCAUCAGCGAGAACCUGGAAGGGGAAUACGUGAACCUCGUGGAAUUUUCGGAAGAAUCCCAAAAGGCCGGCGGGUCGUCCCCGGCGACUCUGCAUCAUCAGCUCCAGCAAGAAGUGUUCCCUGGGGCUGAAAAAGCGCUCCUUCGGGCAAACGGAGAGACUGGGGCCCCGGGGGAGAGCUGGAGUUGCGGGAAGGAGCAAGAUUUGGAGGAGGGUCCCUGCACGCCCUGCCUGAGAAGGAAACUGAGUCAGGACCCCAAGAUCCACGAGCCGAGGUGCCGCUACCGGGACUCCUAUAUGGCGGCUCUCCAGAACCCCAUCAGCUUCAGCUCGGGGCUGAUGGCAGCCAUACUGCAAGAGAUGGACUUUGCCAAGCCACCCUCCUCUUCAGCGAGCGGGGAUGUCCGGCCGGCCGAAGGGCCGGGCCAGGUGGCCUCCCCGGGCCCCUCGGAGCAUCCCCACCAAGACAGGAAAUCCGAGGACGCCUCCAGGCAAGGGCCCUGGAGACUCCCGCGGUCUCCAGCCGAGGGGCCUGCAGUCAGCAAUAAAUCCUCCUUCCUGAAAGGCCACCGUCUGGGGGGUGGCCCCGGGGGGCCGGAGAAAGCUGGCAAGGGGCACGAAGGGCCUCGGAAGAAAACCUCGGUGGUUUCCUCCCCCAGAGUGGCCAGAGCAAAGCCAGCCGCCGUAAAAGGGUCUAGCCAGACCGAAGCAGCAUUUGGGGAAGUCCCAAGUCCUCUGAACCCGGACGCUGCCACCGCCGCCGGAAGCCCCCCCAGCACAGAUGCCCUGCUCAGCGAGUUGCUUCUUCUGGGAUCGAGUCCUUCCGAGAUGGUCCAGUGGGAGCUGCUCAGCGCUGAGCUUUUAUCUUCCGGGGUUGCAUGUCUGCCAGGCAGCGUGGAUAAGCUCGGGAGGCCCGUGGUUGAGAUCCCCCAAAGUGGACAAGGCUGGCAGGACGCGUGGUGCUCGGCCAAAGAGGUGGCACGGCAUCUGCUUGGCCUUUGCUCCGUGGCCAGGAAGCGUUCAAACGACCAGGGGUUGGUGAUCCUUAUCGAUGCCAGAAAAGAGCCUCCCCCUCCCACACUUUCCACAGCCCUGGGAUCCCUCCAGAAAGCCUUUCCGGGCUCCAUCCAUGUUCUCCUGCUGGUGGCAGAGAAGGAGGUGACCUCCCUCAUGGAGAAGUUCUCUGGCUUACAGGUGGAGACAGUGAGCUCUCUGAAAGCCCUGGGCCGGCAUGUGGACAGUAGCCAGUUGACCCAGGCCUUUGAUGGUCAGUUUCCCUACAACCAUGGGGAAUGGGUGCAGUUCUUUCAGAAAAUCCAUCAUUUUGUCAGUGGUCUCAAAAAGGCCUCCGAGUUGUUACGGGGCACCACCCAGGAGUUGGAGAAGGGAGAAGUACCGGAGACCUUGCAGGCGGUGGAGCAGCAAGUGAGAAGGCACCGGCAGCUCAUGCAAGAUGUUUUGUGCAAUGCCCAGCUGGUGAGCUUGCAGAGGGAAGGUGGGGCCACACUUGCCAGGCUGCGGAAGGAGGCGGCUCGACUCGGCUUCACUCCCGACGUCCGGCACAGCUUUGACAGCGCCCUGGCCAUCUACAGUCUGGUGGAGGAGGAGGUUCACACGCUGGUGACCAAAUCCAACAGCUGCUUGGAGCACCUGGAGUUCCUGAGGAAGAUCCGGGAGCUGGAGGAAGAAUUUCGCCAAGUCAGUCUGUGGCUCGAUGAGGAAGGCGAGCCGGAGCUGCGUGCAGUGGGGCUGGCGGAGGGCAGCCUCGAGAGCACCGAGAAGUCCUACCGGCGGUUUAAGGAGUUUUUCAAAGAAGCCACAGUUCACUACAACCGGGGCCUCUCUUUAUCCAAGGAAGCUGCCAAGAUCCAAGGGUUCAAGUUUCUCGAGGUUGAGGCCUUCGAGGCAGCAAAGGGAGCUUUCCAAGCUAAGCUGACCAUGUUCUACAUGGACAUGGAGAUGAAAGGGGCAGAGCUGGAGACUUUCCUGGACCUCUACAGAUUCUGUGACAAGGUCACUGAGUUUAACCGUGACUGCAAGCAACAUCUGGCCCUGUGGAAGGCCAGGGAGAAGGAACCCAACUUUGUGGAGGCCCAGCAAGGCACAGAAGAUGCUCUCCAGCGAAUGUCCAAGGACUUUUCAGAGGAAAAGUUCCAGCAGAUGAAGUUCCAAGCUUCCAGCAUGCACAGUGAAAAGGGCCACCUGAUCUGGAGUGAAGCUUUGGAAAGGAGUGAGGAAGCCAAGCAGAUUCUGGAGGACAUGCUGAUCAGAUUCAAGGAGGCCGAGGGAAUAACUGCAAGAGACAGUGGGGAGCAGAGCAGCCCUUUUGCUCAUAGCCCGUCUUCCCCAGUCCCAGCUGAUGCCCCGGAUGCUGGUGAAACAUUGCAGGAAACCAAGGAUCCAGAGCCAUUAUCCCAAGAAACGGGGGACAGAAUUGAUUGUACUGACCGUCCCUCCCCAAAGGAUUCCUCAUGCAUCAGCUCAGGCGUGGCUGGGACAGGCGACAAGAAGGCUUACCUUGCUCCUCCAGGUGCCAUCUUGGAUCCUGGGGGGCCUGACAGCCAGGCUCUGGGUGAAGAAGCCUCAGGAAGGCUUCACACAAUCUCCCCGGGUUCUCCGCCAUUGCGCCAUCCUUCUGCCUCUUCUUCCAAGGCAGAGCCGAUGCCAGGAACCGGUGAGACUCGGCCUCCCACUGGCCAGCCUUGUGCUGCUGUGCUGGUGAGGGGCCAACGUCCCCAGAAGAGGGAGAGAGCCCAGUACUUCCAGCUCUCCAGACACGGGAGCUUUUCUUCAGAAGAUGCCGAUUCUCAGAACUCAUCCGAAGAUGCCCUGGAUUCCAGCAGCACGUGGUCCGUGGAACUGCAGGGCCUCAGAGGUGCGGCCCAGGAAAAGGGCCUAGGGAUCCUCUACUUAGAGAACCAUAGUCCACGCGGUGGCUCAAGUCCUUCGGCUACCCAGUGAGGCCAGGGGCCUGAGGGGCCGGGGGUCUGGAUUAUCUCCGGGCCUUCUUCCAGCAGACUGAUCUGGUGCUGAAACUUCCCUGGUCUUUUUGGCGCUCCAUUAUCCCACAGGUAUUUUUCCAA